GCAGGAUAUAUGCCGGCUAGUGACGCGUUCGCAGCCAUGACCUGUAACGGUGAGGCUGUGCAGACUGUAGCAGCAGGAGACCGCUUGCAGCUCAGACCCCGGUCAUCCAGCAAAAUCGCUGAGCUGCUUGAUGGUCAAUAUAGUUUCUUCGACAUGCUGGCGGAUAGUGACUACUUCCAGGAUGACGGUCUCGUGCCGAAGGUGGGAUUGGGUGUUUCGCUGACCGUGAACUAUCGGGCGCACCCAAGGUUGGUCAGAGGAGUGUCUGCACUUUUUUAUCACGGAUUGAUGACUCCUGCUCGGGACUUGAUCGUUGGAGACGAGACAUUGCGUCUGCGGCACGAACUGAGAGAAGUAGGACUGGACGUUGAUGCCAACCCUCUCUACUGGGUGGACCAUACCAGCCGGAUGGAGCGCGACUUCCUGACGUCGUCGCUGUACAAUGUUGGAGAAGCUGAAGUGGUUGUCCGACUCUUCAAGUUCCUCACCUCAGUCAUCCCGCACAGACUCAUCACGGUCAUAUCACCGUACAGGAAGCAGGUGCUGCUGCUCAAGGAGAUGCUGCCUCCCACCGUCCCUACGUACACAGUGGACGAGAUUAUCGGACAAGAACGUCCGGUAGUCAUCGUCUCACUGGUAUGUAGCGACCUAAGUGAUUCCGGAGUGCAGUCACACGGCCUUGGAUUCUUGAGGGAGCCGAACCGUGUGAAUGUGAUGGUGUCUAGGGCGAAGGAGCUGGCCAUUCUCGUUGGAUCAAGAGCCCAUUUCGCCAAGAGCAGAGUCGGCUUUUGGGAGACUUUGACGACCAGGGCAACUGGAAUCCAACCUGAUUUUUGAAUUCGCGUUUGGACAGUCCAUUCCGUGUUUGUUGUGAUUUUUUAAUGUCGUUUUCACCUCUGACCAUUUGAUUUAAUUUUUAAUAAAUUCAC
Molecule: messenger RNA, 929 nt
Organism: Cloeon dipterum
Lineage: Eukaryota; Metazoa; Arthropoda; Insecta; Ephemeroptera; Baetidae
Exons: 4
Coding region: 10-837 (275 amino acids)
Source: RefSeq, a predicted model, not a curated record